AUUGAUAAAGUUAAUUACAAAACAAAACUUAUCACUACAAUAAAUACUGGCCACAUUGGCACUCGAUCGCCAUUGGCAACGGUUGUGUCAACAAAAAAAAAAGUUAUGUUUACGAAGGAAAACACGAAUGGCGGGUGUACAUUUUGAAGUUGUGCGUUAAAUAUUGCGAUGUAGGAGUGUUAAUACAUGGAUUUUGAGUGUAUUUUUCAGUUUAUUUGUGUUUAUUUAUAUAAUGGGCAACUGUUUCGGUUUUAGACGGCGUCGUUUACGUCGUCACAUAGUUCUAAUACUAAUCGGAUUGGACAACGCUGGCAAAACCAAAACCGUGAACAAUUUAGCUGGUGAAAAUGAUGAUAAGGUUUUACCUACAGUCGGUUUCAAGGCAGUUAAUCUUGUGCAUAAAGAUACACCUGUAACUAUAUACGAUUUGGGCGGGGGGCCACAUUUUCGUCAAAUAUGGCCACAGUAUUACAGCGAGGUGCACGGAGUUAUAUUUGUAAUCGAUUCGAGUGAUUUCACAAGGUUGGACGAGUGCAAAUCUGUGCUGGAGGAGGUAUUAUCGAAUGAUAAAAUAUCUGGUAAACCGAUCUUAGUGCUAGCCAACAAGCAGGACAAGUCAGGCGCGCUGGACGACAUCGAUGUGGUGGAGAAACUCAACAUCGAGCCGCUGGUGAACAGGUAUAGAUGCCCAACGCUGGUCGAGUCGUACAGCGCGCGCGUCGAGACCAACGCAAAAAAGCCAAAAAUCGACCCCGGCCUACGGAAAGGGUACCACUGGCUCCUGAACUACAUCGUGAAACGUUACGGAGAUAUAAACCUGCGCGUGCAGACAGACAUUCACGCCGAGCUGGAGCGACGCAAGCGCAUGUCGCAACCGUCGAACAGAGCUUCCCAAACUUUCACAGCGCUGAGCGACGACAUCGCCACCCAAACCGGUUUCGAAAAUCCAAAUUUCGAAAUUCCAAAAUCCUCAAAAACCUCCGAUGAAUCCAAAGAUUCUAAUCUAAAAGAUUUAGGCAAAGGUUUAAUACUAGUCAAGCCUAUAAGGAAACCGAACAGUAUAGAUUCGACUAUAACCAUAGAGAGCGUAGAGGAAUCGGAUCAGAGUAAUGUUGCCAGACCAAAACUGUCACCGUUAUUCGGAAGGGCUAGCAACACUUCUACCAAUGAGACUGUUAGGAUAGAGUUGGAACCGAGGUCUGAGUUCAGGAAACUCUCGCCUAUAGUUAGGAAGAAGAGCGCUGUGAAUCACAUAGACUUCAAGAAUCGACCGCAGUCCAGUCCUACUUAUGCUAGGAAUAUGUUCUCGCAAUCCAGUAAGAACUCGUCGAUCGCCGAGGAGCCGAGGGACGAGGGUCGAACCCUGGACCGCAAGCACCGCGUGCUGCUCAACGAGGCGGACCUGGCGACUGCGCACCGAGAGAUUGUGUUAACUGCUCGAGAGCACACGUCGUCCGAUGUGACGCACGCCUGGAGCACGUUACCCGCCGCGCCGCGCCCCGCGUCCGCCUCGCAACUGCUGCGCCGGCAGUUGGAGCUGGGCCCCGCCACGCCAAACAAGCGACGACUGAGCCUUCGCCAUAUGCAACGCAACAAAACCAGCCCAGAACGCAACACAAUGCUCAUAUACGAGCCCAAAGCGAAGAAACAUCUAGAUAAGGGCGACUUUGAGACACCCACUGCGAUUAAUUAAAAUUAUCUCUUUAGUAUUUAAAGUAAUAGUCUGAGAGCUGGUCGACAUUUUUGGGCAGGGUCUUAAGCAAGAUGAAAACAUACUGUACCUCACUUAUAGGUACUACUCUAACCUGCUUGCUGCUUGCCACACAGUACCAGUGACGUGGGAAGUAGCGAGGGAAGUUAGCAGAGAAGUUGUUUGGACACGUUACUGGUCCUGGCGCAUUUUAUGCCGCUCGUCCUGCUCACCGCUCCCUAUUUAGUCGAAUUAAAGCGAGCGCGAGUUGAAAGUCAAUACGGGACGUUGUGGUUAUUUGCGAGAGUAGACAGGGCGAGCAACUUGAUGCCCUAAGCAAUCUUCCCCUAUCCUUAAGUGAACUACUACUACUAAAAAUUAAAAAAAAAAAUUAAUUAUACGUACCGUAGAAUAUGUACCUAACUAUCUAAAUCAACAUCAAUUUAAAACGGCGGGGUUUUUAAAUUGUUUUGUCUUUUGUGUGCUCCUUUUUUCUCGGUCGUAUCUGGUCCCCCCCCCUAGAUGCCCUAGAUCCCCCCUACACGGGAUGCCAAUUCUUGCUACUAAUAGUCUCAAAUACCUACCCAAAAAUGUUGACCAGCUCUUCCACUAUAACUUGGGUGCUUUUCAAUACUUAAUACUGAAAUAGAAAAUGUGAGUUCUGAGAGUUUGGUUUACGACGCGACACACGAACGCGCUCAUGAUUAAGAACCUUGGUUUUGAGCAUCGUACUUUGACAGAUUUACGUGAUCCAAAUGAUUUUACUAAAUGUUUAUAUUAUGAAUACUUGAAUGCAUUACCUAUUUUACAAAAGUUUAAUUAUUCCUAUAAAUAAUAAAUUCGCUGGCGUUUACAAGUAGGUAGGUACCUAUUAUAUUAUAGAUAGGUUAGAAUUAGUGAUGUGACGGUGCUUUAAAAAUGUACAUCCGCUGAUACAUAAUAUAGGGAUAUGCAGCACAUCACUCGUAGAAUUAGUAUUGUUCAUUUGAUCCCGGUUCCUGAAACGGCAAUCAAUUUCGUGUGUGACCUAAAAAUGUGUGAUUAUUAUUAUUUCCAAAUUCAGUUGCUAUUUACAGCAACUUGAUAUUCUGAUUAGUUAUCAGAAAUUUAUUUAAUUAAUGAAACAUAAUUAUUAAAUUGAUUUUUUUAAACGGAGUAAAACUGAGAGUAAAUUAGCCGUUAUCAAUAGGCCAGUGGUAUUAUAAUAUUGAUCGGCGUUUCAGAAAUCGAUCUGUAAUUGUUUGUUGAUUUUAUAGGGAAAUUAUUGUUAAAAAAUAUACGUUGUAUUAUAAUUAAACAAUGCUAUAAUAAUAAUUAAUGUUUUAAUGCUAAUUUGAUUUGUUUUCUACGUAAGCUUUCACGUUAUGUCAAUCCAACUAAAUUGUAUGGAAUAAUUUCCAUAUAAUAUGAUUUACACUUACAUUUUUUAAUGUGUACUAAGAGCACCUAUGUUUAACGAUUUGUUAAGUUUCGUAGCUACAUUUAUGAAUAUUGCGUUGUUGUUUUUUCUUAGUCCUUCAAUAUCUAGUGAUGCAUAACUUCAAGUCAAUAUUUAGUUAAGUAUUUGGUAUAUUAAAUAAAAUACAUUAUUCUAAACACAGGGUACAGUAUAUUUGUAAAUAUGUAUAAUGAUAAAGUACUAACAAGUACAUAUUUUAAAUAUAUACACUAUGUUAGUUAAAGAAUUUUCCUACCUAGAAAACAAUAAUGAAUAUUUCAAAUAAUAUAUAAUUCUAGCUAUGACUCAUAGCUUCUUUUUAUGUAUAACAAACGAAAAACUUAUCAAAGCGAAAAAUCUAAUAAAAUAUCUAAAAAAAACUAAAAUACACUUCUGCCAUGAUGUCUGAAAAAGUUAACAAGGAAAAACUGAUGUAAGAGUGAGUGAUUGAAAUACUCAUUAUGAUGACGUCUCUUAUGAGACUCUGACCUGAUUAUCAUUACCGUGGUAAGAAACCACGUCCACUACGUAAGAAAUCGGGAUAUCAAUGUCAUACGUGUACUUACUGAAUGUAAUAACCAUGUUAGCGAAUCGGCCUGUUAAACUUAGGUAAUUUUUAAUUCUGGUUGCCAAAAUGACGAUUCGUUAACAAGUUUAUGGCAAUUCGUUAACAAAUAUAUCAAGGAUACUUUUUUUUGUUUGAUUUUUGUCCGAUUUGUCAAAAAUUUGGUGACUUUGGAUUUCCAUACAUAAACACAUGGUUAGAAUUUGAAUUAUUUUAUAUAAAUGUUGACGGAUGUUAAUUGUUCAUUUGAACAGCCGUUCUGAAACUGGUGAUUAAGAUUUUCACUUCGUGUUUUAGUGGACCAAUUAUUAAAAAUAUAAAUAAUAAUUAUUAUUAAUUACUGUGUUAUAGUCGGUUGCAAUCCUUAUGACGUUUCGGAAUAUCGUAUCGUAUGCGUUAAGCUGCGCAAUACAAGAUUUUAGGUAUCAGCGGUAACAAAGAGGCACGGCAGGGCAUCACCCCGCGCACCUCCCUCCCACCCACUGUCACACGUCUUGACUUGUUAUGCCGACACGCAGCUCGUUUCAGCUAUAUCAUAAAUAUUGCAUCCGACUAUACCUACUAUAAAAAUAUAAAUAAAGAAUUUCGAUUAUUAGCUAGUGAAUAGUUUAAUUUUCUAUUUUGUGUACCUUGUACUUUAAUAAAUAAAUAUGAUUAAAUCUA
Messenger RNA from Bicyclus anynana (squinting bush brown), 4356 nucleotides. RefSeq lists its product as uncharacterized. Gene Ontology annotation, biological process: receptor localization to non-motile cilium; non-motile cilium assembly. Gene Ontology annotation, molecular function: GTP binding; GTPase activity. The coding region runs from base 233 to 1693 and encodes 486 amino acids. Lineage: Eukaryota; Metazoa; Arthropoda; Insecta; Lepidoptera; Nymphalidae. The record is from RefSeq and is a predicted model, not a curated record. The transcript has 6 exons. Gene Ontology annotation, cellular component: ciliary membrane; non-motile cilium.